UAACUUCUACUCCUCCGUGUUCCUGCCGAAAGGAACUCGAGGACACGACAUCCGCUUCCGGUUGGCUCCAGCUGGAAGGUUGACUAUUGAGUGUCCUGAGAGGUCAGAUUGCUGUCAGACAUGGCCCCUGGGCAUGGACACGAACAUGGACAUGGUCAUGGUCAUGGUAAAUUGGUACUUCCAGAUUACAGACAGUGGAAAAUAGAAGGGACACCGUUAGAAGCAGUCCAGAAGAAGCUUGCUGCACGAGGGCUGAGGGAUCCGUGGGCUCGCAAUGAGGCUUGGAGAUACAUGGGUGGCUUUGCAGAGAAUGUCUCCCUCAUGAAGGUGUUACUGAAAGGGUUCAAAUGGGGAUCUGUUGCCUUUGUGGUAGCUUUAGGGGCUGAAUAUUUACUGACUUCCCAGAGUGAUGAUAAGAAACAUCACUGAAGAUGGCACCUGAAAGCGUGGUGACUUCUCUCUCAUAAGAACAAGAUUCCCUCACUCUAUCACCCUUGGCUGUAUGUUUGUCCUGGAAAGAAUGGUUUAAUAAAGUAAGGGAAAACUUUUAUUUUGUAGCUCUUAAAUAAAAUUAGAGAAAAAAUUUAA
This is a messenger RNA of Phodopus roborovskii (desert hamster), 588 nucleotides long. RefSeq names its product NADH:ubiquinone oxidoreductase subunit B3 (gene Ndufb3). Lineage: Eukaryota; Metazoa; Chordata; Mammalia; Rodentia; Cricetidae. Gene Ontology annotation, biological process: electron transport chain; mitochondrial respiratory chain complex I assembly. The transcript has 3 exons. Gene Ontology annotation, cellular component: mitochondrion. The coding region runs from base 121 to 429 and encodes 102 amino acids. The record is from RefSeq and is a predicted model, not a curated record.